AUGGAGACUGUUUUAGCAAUAAAUCGUUGCGCUGAACUUUGGUCUGAUGAAUUGGCACACAAAUGGUUUAAUGGUAAAAAGAUGAUUCUUUGGCUCGGCAUUCCAACAAUUUAUGGAAUUCUUAUGUCAUUAUGCACACGACCAUUAAUUUUUAGCGGAAUAUAUUUUAGCUGGUUUUUCAAUCCACAUGUGGAUUAUAUUGAUGAUACUAAUGGAAUUUAUGAGAAUAUAAUCCAUACAAUUCAUAACAAUAUAAUUUUGGUUAUGUUAGUUGUUACCUAUGUAGCUUUUUACCUUAUUUUACUUGCAAGAUCUAAAGGGAGAAACCAAUCUUCAGAUCAACAUAGCUUUUCUGAAAAAAUGAUUUUUGUUCAAGUCCUUUUGAUUAGUUUAAUUAACGCUACUGCUGCUUCAAUUUAUGUUUAUAUGCAAUAUUUCCAUGUUAACGAAAUGUUGAUUAUAAUUGCACAAUUAGCUUGGGUUAAUGCUCAUGGUGGGGGGUUUUUUAUUAAAUAA
This is a messenger RNA of Meloidogyne enterolobii, 516 nucleotides long. Lineage: Eukaryota; Metazoa; Nematoda; Chromadorea; Rhabditida; Meloidogynidae. The record is from the annotation of a GenBank genome assembly.